This is a messenger RNA of Belonocnema kinseyi, 3655 nucleotides long. RefSeq lists its product as uncharacterized. The coding region runs from base 1 to 3486 and encodes 1161 amino acids. NCBI's taxonomy places the organism in Eukaryota, Metazoa, Arthropoda, Insecta, Hymenoptera, Cynipidae. The record is from RefSeq and is a predicted model, not a curated record. The transcript has 2 exons.
AUGAUGUCUACAGUGGCCCAGGAAAUUCGGAUACCCGAACCAGCUGAUCCCGAACCAGUGGACAGCGACGGGUCCAGCAAUGAGGACCGAGAUGCCAGAAAACGUCUCCUUGGAGAAAUGGAUUCUUCAGGACCCAAAAAAAGACGAAAACAAGCAACUCCUGUGAGGUUCCCAACUUCCCUUAUGCUCGGCGAUCAUCCUGAGUCUGAGGAAGAAGAGGAAGAUGCAGACCCGGAAGGUAAGCCGAAUUCGCCACAAGCAGAGGCGCUUCUAGGCCACCCAACAACGAAAGACGAAAAUUUAAACAUAGAAUUCCGCUGCCAGUACUGUAGUCAAUUGUUUAAUGGCAAAGCAACCCUCGACUUGCACCUUGAGUGUGAGCACAAUUUUGUAACCGCGUCCCACAUACCAUCAGAUAGCCAAUCACCUCAGCCGGGAAUUCAAAAUCAAACGUCUGUAGAAACGAUCAAUCAGCAGUCUGAUCAAUCUCUUCAUUUAUCUCACCUUCCCAAUAUCGAAAUAAAAAAUAUAGGCUCUUCAUGGCUACCUGAGCAUGUGCAAUCUCAGAAUCAUAAUCAAAACCAGAUCCAAACUCAAACCCAACAACAGAGUGAAGAAUGGUCCGCGAAUUGCCAUAUGAGUCCCAUCACUUCUUUGCCAAAUCAUCUAACAGGUUUGCCAAAUUUUCCUGGAGGACUUCAACAGUAUUUCCCUCUACCCCCAGGAUUUACCCUUUCUGAUUCUGGCCAGAUUCAUCGAACCACUUUGGGGCCAGCACCGGUGCGGAUUUUUAAUCCCGACGCUUACUGUGAUCUCUGCAAUAAGGAAUUUUGCAACAAGUAUUUCCUCAAAACGCACAAGGCUAAUAAGCAUGGAAUUUACGUGGAUCCUCCAAAUCCGAUGACAGUGGGAGAGAAUAGUGUAGGAAUUGGACCACUUUAUCCAAUAGGACAAAUGACUUCGAAUAAUAUUAAAUUGCCACAAUUGUCGCAAUCACCUCAAAUGACACAACCACUCCCACCUCUUACCGUUCCCUGUGAUAUUUGCCAUAAAAGGUUCCGAAGCGAGGAAUCUGUUAGGAAACAUAAACAAAAGGUGCAUACAGCAACAGUUAUUCAACAGGAAGAUCAGCAAAAUCUUAAUCCGGAGAUGCCACAACCUGAUGAGGAUAGAGAAAUACAUCACCAAAGUCCUGGGGCAAUGGAGAUGCUCUUCAAACAAGAGUAUGGAGUCGAGCAGGAGGAUAAUUUAUUCAUGCCCCCACCUAGAAAUCUUUCCCCUCAAUCAAUCCAACAAGCCAAAGAAUCUAACUUUAGUGCCGAACGUCUCCGAAAACUAGGAGUUUUAAACCCAGAUGCGUUUUGCGAAAUCUGCGGCAAGGAAUACUGCAACAAAUUUACACUACGUAUUCAUAAGUUCAAGAAACACGGGAUAGUUAUCCAGGACAACGAAAAACCACCCAUCAAUCCGGGAUCAGCUGCCACUUGGCAUCAAAUACAAACCACUCCUUUAAACUUGAUCAUGAACGAGGGAGGAAGUGGCUCAGAGUACAGUGAUAGAUCAACUGAUGAACAUGAGUGCAAAGCUUGUGGAAUUCGUUUCCAGAACCUUGAACUAUAUGAGUCUCAUCGUCAAAGGGUUCAUGCCGAAGAAACGUCACCUUCGGUGGAGUAUGAAUCAGAAUCUGUGGAACAACGAAUUACGAACAACGAUUCUAUCUCAGAGGAUCUUCAAAAACUUCAAACCAUGAUUUUACAACUCAAUGGCCUUGAAGCUAACAAGGUCUCUGUAUGCUCCGUUUGUGGCAAAGAGUGUGACUCUCAAGUAAGUUUAAAAGCUCAUAUGAUGGAGCAUGGUAUCACGACAGAAGAGCCUGUCUCACCAUCUCACGAAAAAUCCUCAACCCCUAUUACUUCUUACUGCACAUUGUGCGAGAAAGAAUAUCAAAACCAAGAAGCCCUGAGGAAACAUAUCUCAGAGGAUCACAAACAACAUUAUAGCGAUUCGAAUUCUUUGUCACAUAUGCCAUCAAUAUCCAUGCCCUCAACUCCAACAUCAGGUCAAGCCUCCGACCGUAAAACCUCAUCCUUAACUCCCACAUCCAGUUACUGUGAAAUUUGCAACAAGGAACUCUGCAACAAAUACUUUAUGAAAACCCAUAUGCAAAGAAUGCAUGGUAUCGAAAUUGAAAACGGGGCACAAAUCGGUGGAGUCAUUUGCAACAUAUGCAACAAAGAACUAUGCAGCAAGUAUUUCUUACGAGUCCACAAACACAACACUCAUGGAAUCGUUGAGGAAGGCUCGAAUCUUGGAAAUAAACAAGAAAGCUUUGAUACAGCGCAUACAGAUGAUUCAGCUCUAAAACCUGAACAACUUGGUGAUUUGAAUCACAGAUAUUUUACACAUUUUACUGAGGUUUGUCCCAUUUGUAACAGAAGAUUUAGAAGCAUUAAAUGGCUCAAGGCCCACUUAUUGGGUGACCAUGGAAAAAUGGGGAUUGACAAAUGGAAGGAAUUAGAGCAGCAAUACCAAGCAAACCAACGAAACAACAGACCAGCAGGAACAUCAAGGCCCACUCAUCCAAAUUCGCAUCUGAAGAUACCUAAUGGUUUUGAAUCCUCGCAAACCAAAGUUCCCGAUUUGACUGCAACCCUAGGGAGUCAAGUCCUUUCAAAUUUAUUCGGAUCAUCGAUCGAAGAUCAACAAUCCAAAAGCUACAGAUGCUCCUACUGCAACUUCUCCACAACUGUUCUACCUUUCCUCUUCCUUCAUGAAAGAUCACACCUCAAUCCUCAAGAACCUUCAACUGAAAAUGAAAAAUUCUUACAAUGUCCUCUCUGUCCUCAGAGUUUCUCCCAACCAGAACAUUUUCACCAUCAUCUUCUAACUCGUCACCAGUUCCCCAAUCUACUGUCUCAGUUUCCAGCGCCAAUUUUUAACAACCUCAGGCUAGAAGCUUUUGGAGAGAAAAACAACGAAACAAAAGAGAUGGAAGUGGAACCCGAGGAUCAAAAAAAUCUAAGUCCUCAAGCUCAGAAUAAUUUUAAUGAACCCAGUAUUCAGAAACAGAAUGACACUGCAGUUCAGGUAACACCUGAAGGGGUCUAUAAAUGUGCACAAUGUGGAUAUGCGACAGCAAAUUUGAAUCGCAUCAAAAAGCACAUUAGAAAAGAUCACAAGGCGUUUGGAGAGCCGACGGAAAGUGUUAUUGCUGAGUUAAGCAAAAUUCUUAAGGAAGUCGCGAAUAAGCACAAAGUUCCUGCGAGUUAUGCGAUGCCCCAGGACUUGAAUUCGAAUCCGGAGAAGACGAUAAUGCAACCUUUUUUGAUUGAAGAGCAGCAGCUCUCCCCAAGUCAGGAUUGUGGUGCAACUGGUGGGGAAGAUUCUGGACCUUUGAAGCGUUUUGCACCGGCCUUGGUCUACCUGCCAGUUAAGGCAAGAGUCAAUGGCUCACUCACAGCAUCUUUCACCUUGAGCCCUGCAUAAAGUUCACAAGCCUCUCAUUUCUACCGGGAAGGAUAAACGAUGGCAUUACAAAACCACGUUACAAAAAGAGCACACGGUAUUGGUUCCUAAAUUACGAGAACGUAGCCAAGAAUAUAGUAUUUUUUUAAGAGAUACGAUUUUAUAUGGAUGCACAUCAGCUUGUUUUUGG